Danio aesculapii is the source of this 3278-nucleotide messenger RNA. It is a transcript of the gene lgals3b, whose product is annotated as lectin, galactoside binding soluble 3b. The transcript is spliced from 5 exons. The record is from RefSeq and is a predicted model, not a curated record. The coding region runs from base 83 to 793 and encodes 236 amino acids. Lineage: Eukaryota; Metazoa; Chordata; Actinopteri; Cypriniformes; Danionidae. Gene Ontology annotation, molecular function: laminin binding; IgE binding; carbohydrate binding. Gene Ontology annotation, cellular component: immunological synapse; nucleus. Gene Ontology annotation, biological process: positive regulation of calcium ion import; neutrophil chemotaxis; positive chemotaxis.
GUGUAGCAAAAGCCAGUCAUUGCACAAAUAUUACCUUCUGUGGAAUUAACAAUGUCUUCUCUCUGUUUCCAUUUCAGAAACCAUGGAUCUUUCAGAUGCCCUUGAUGCUCCACAGCAGAACAACCCGCAGGCAGGAGGCCCAGUGUGGCCCGGUCAACCAGCCAACCCCUCCUGGCCUGGUCAGCCUGCUAACCCCACCUGGCCCGGGCAACCAAACCAACCUGCAUGGCCAGGACAACCAUACCAGCCAUGGCCUGGACAGCCUGGGCAGCCUGGACAGCCUGGACAGCCUGGACAGCCGACUGCUCCUGGGUGGCCUGGACCUGCACCACAAACCGGCCCUUAUGGUGCUCCUGGACAAGCUCCAAGAGUGCUAACUGUGCCGCUUGAUUUCCCUCUACAAAAUGGAGCCUACAACAAAAUGCUCAUCACCAUCAAUGGAGAAGUCAAGCCUAAUGCUAAACAGUUCACUGUUAAUUUAAGACGAGGCAACGACAUUGCAUUUCAUAUAAACCCUCGCUUCAGUGAAGGAGGAAAGCCAGUGAUUGUGCGAAACAGCAUGAUUGGAAACAACUGGGGCAGAGAAGAGCGUGAGCUUUCCUCCUUCCCGUUUGUCCCAGGAAAGCCUUUUGAGAUGAAGAUCUUAUUCACUGACACUGAAUAUAAAGUGGCUGUGAACAAAUCACACCUUCUAGAAUUCAAGCAUCGGGUCUUCGAGCUCAACCAGAUCACAGGUCUCAGCAUCUACAAUGACGUGACCCUCAGCGCUGUAAAUGUGGAGACACUGCAGUGAGAUUACAUAGCUGAUCCUGUUAUAGUUUGAUAUUUUGACGUCUAUGCAACCAUGUUAUUACCUCCAGUAAUUUCUUUUAAUACCAUGUGGCAAUAGAGUACAUCUGUCCAUUUUUUGCUGCAGCACUUGUUCUGAAAGUUUUUUCCCCACUCCUUUUCCUAUAGGGUUUUUAGAAAGCUAUUAGUUUUAAAGUGAAACACUCUCAGAAAUAAAGCUACAAAAACUGUCACUGGAGUGGUACCUUUUAAAAAGGUACAUGUUUGUUCCAUACAGGUGGACAUUAGUACCUUUAGGGUAUACCUUAAUUGUUUUUCAUGUUUAAAAUAUUUUUAUUCUUGUGUUUAAAGCUAAAAUACGUGUCUCUGUGUCAUGCAGAAAUUAUUAUUAAAUGCUGGAUUAAUGCACAAGAACGUUUUUAAUACAGCAGAUUUGCUAACACGUUUUAUACCAUUUCAAAUAUAACAUACAUUGUUUACCCAAAGUGUUUUAAUGGUCAUAUUGCAGCAAGUAAUACAACAAACAUUAAGUUUGGACUAGUUUUUGCAGCUGGACAUUGCUUUAAAAUGCCCUUGAUGUGGGUGAACAUUAGCCAGUGGGGGAGUGUCUAUUGUUUCUCCAGGUGUGAAUUAUUCAUGACCCCACGCAUAUAACGGAGCUGACCCAAAACAGACUUUGCAAAAUGUAAAUCAUUGCAAUUUUUUCUUUGAAUGUGAGAACAGAAUAAUUUUCACAUAAUUGUGAAGUAAAUAUUCUAGCCUACAAAGCUAGUUAAAAGUGUUAAAGAAUAGUUAAAAAAUACUUGUUGUUCAGGACCAUUCAGUGUGUUUUUUUACCUUAUUUCAGCUACAUUUUUUCCUCCAAAACCUACUAACCACGCAGAAUAUUUAAUUUUUCUGAAAAACGCAAGCGUGUACAUCAAUAUUUCUCAGAUAUUAUUUUAGUGCGGUUUGUGCUGAAAACAAAACACAUGUUUACCAGUACUAUCUAAUAAGUAGCUGAAAUAAGCACAAAUGUCAGGGCUUGUCAAAACAUCUUAGGGGCCCCAAAAUCACCUCAGACCCCAGAAGGGUUAUGGUUGACUUUUAUACCUUUAAGUUACUGUGAGGUACACAUUUGUACUUUUUAGGUAUUAAUAUGUACCUUUUAAGGACCUGUUAGGAACAAAAAUGCACCUUUUGAUAAGGUACCAUGCCAGUGACAGAUUUUGUACCUUUAUUUUCAUGUAAAAAUGAAAAAAAAAAUUCUCCAUUUACUCACAUUCAAGUUGUUCUAAACUUUUAUCCGUUACUCUAAAAAGUUCCAGGAGAAAAAAUAUUAUCAGACAUACUGUGAAAAUGUUCUUGCUCUGUUACACAUCAUUUGGUUUGGGAAAUAUUUUAAAAAAGAAGAAAAAAAAUCAAAGGGGGCUAAUAAUUCUGACUUCAACUGUAUGUAUGUGUGUGUGUAUAUAUAUAUAUAAGCCAUUCACAUCCAUAGCAGCUUUUUUGGCUUAGUUGGCUUUUUUUCUAGUGUUCUUCAGUAUGUCUUUCUUUAUGUUCAACAGAAGAAUGAAACCCAAUUAGGUUUUGUACACAUGGCGAAUAAGUAAAUGAUGGCAUUUUUUGGGCGUGUACUAUCCCUUUAAAAGCUUUAGUGAGGGAAAAAAGAACUACAAAUCCCACAAAGCAUUGCAAAUGUCAAAACGGAAUUAUGAGAAAUAUAACACUACAGUAUUCUAAAUAACUCAAUGAAGGUUAGAAAUAACCCAGCAGAGCACCAAAUAUUUUUAACUCAACCAUUGGGUCAAAUAAAUAAAUCAACGUUUUCAAGUAGUUUGUUAUAUCUAUAGAAGCAAUAUAAUCCAUGUUUAUUGAAAACAAAUAUGUUUUACAUAUUUACAAGCUUAGAGAGACUGCAUAAAGGCUGCAAUCAACAUUAAUAUUUUUAAAAUAAGUUAAAAUCAUGCAAAAAGAUGGGUUUGACAAAAACGUAGAUAUCUGUCUUCAAACUUUAAUCAGUUAUUAUUUAAAUCAAUAUCCAUAUAGAGAAAAUUAAUUGACUUUUACUUCUAGAACCUGACUGUAGCACUCUAUAAGAGAUUUCUUUACUGUUAAUUUUUUUAUAGAUAUAUAAAUUGCAUGCAAAUAUUGUUUUUCCAGUGCUGUAGUUAGCUUUAGGUGGGCCUGUUAGUAUCCGGGAAGGUUUGGGUUGUCAUAAAUUUCAAUACAUUUGACACAUUAGAAAAUGUAUGAUGGUAAUGUUGAUGAUGACUGUAAUAGUGGGACAUGUGGUAGUGGCCAAUCAAGAACAGUGUGUUAUUAAUGUGAAAAUAGACCUGAAAUAAAAUACAGUGUGAAUGUAGAUCGCCUUAACGAUCCAAUGAUUAACAACAACAGAUGUAAACACUGAGCGCUGGGCAUAAAAUUACAAUCUACUGUGAGAUCUGUGUUGUACACUUUUACUGCCAGCUCCUAAUAUAAAUAAAAUAACAGCAUUGUAAACUGAA